Messenger RNA from Desarmillaria tabescens, 2470 nucleotides. RefSeq names its product nineteen complex-related protein 2-domain-containing protein. Gene Ontology annotation, cellular component: nucleus; U2-type post-mRNA release spliceosomal complex. Lineage: Eukaryota; Fungi; Basidiomycota; Agaricomycetes; Agaricales; Physalacriaceae. Gene Ontology annotation, biological process: spliceosomal complex disassembly; mRNA splicing, via spliceosome. The transcript is spliced from 11 exons. The record is from RefSeq and is a predicted model, not a curated record. Gene Ontology annotation, molecular function: DNA binding. Bases 38 to 2305 code for a protein of 755 amino acids.
GUGCUUUUUGUCUCUUGACGCUCACCCAGGUCUCUACAUGUUCAGCAAACGCGUAAAAUCAAAACCUUCGCAGCGGUUGAGACAAACCUCCCCCGAAGAUGACGAUACCACUGAUGGUGCUACAGUAACAGGAGAUGAUUCUCCCAGUACAUUGGUAACAAAAAUCAAGAAGAAGUCCAAACCGAAAUCCCGACUCAGUUUUGGCGGCUCAGACCAUGAGGAGGGUGGUGAAGAAGUUUUUCAGGUGAAAAAGUCCAAGCUCAGCAAGAAACUGACACUUGCAAAACAUUCAGCAGACAUACUCCCCAACCUUGACCAAGCCACCAUCUCACCGAACCGCGGACCAAAGUACGACCAAGCCUAUCUCAAUGAGCUCAAAGCCAGCAAUCGCCGAGCACCAGCCCCGGACCCAUACGAUGCAGACAUGUCGAUGGAUAUAUCCAUGGAUGCCGGCGACCUCUCCAUACAAAGCAUAGGCGAUGUCGACGCACUUAUGGAAACCAGUAUACCAUCCGAGUCAUCUAUAAAGGUAGCCAAGGAACGUCGGGAGCGGUUCAGAGCUACCGAUACAUCUGGGAAAGAAGAUUUUAUUUCUCUAUCCUUGACGCAGCGGACUGAAGACCAGGGACCACACCCUGAAAGUCGACUGAUGAGGGAGGAUGAUGAUCUUGGGGAAGGAGAUGACGAAUUCGCGGAAUACACAAGUGCACAAGAAAGGAUUGCUCUUGGCAAGAAAUCGCGGAAAGUGGAGGCUAGCAAACGUCGGGAUGCUAUGAAAGAAAUGAUCGCUAAUGCUGAGGAAGAAGACGAAGAAACGAUGGAAUGGGAACAAGAGCAACUUCGUCGUGGAGGAACAAUGCCAUCAGAACCUUCCCCGUCGUCCUCAAAAGUUAGACAAACAUAUAAAGCGGCUUCAAUUCCGCCUAUGACUGCUGUACCAACGCUUGGUCCUGCUUUGACUCGUCUGACGCAGCAACUAGCUCAGCUGACAACGUCUCAUGCCACAAAUACUGCAGCUUUAAAUUCUCUCGCGCAAGAGAGGGGGGAACUUGACGAUAGAGAGAUAGAGAUGCGUGGCAUGGUGGGGAGAGCUGAAGAGAAGAGGGCUUGGUUUAGCUCUUUCAAGGAAUGGAUAGAAGGCGUUGCCGGCUUUCUUGACGAAAAAUAUCCGCUGCUGGAGAAAUUGGAAGAGGAACAUGUAUCACUACUACAAGAAAGGAGUGAGAUGAUCAAGAAGCGCAGGACACAGGACGACGAAGAUGACCUUUCAAACUUCUUGGGGAAUCUUCCUCUGCCCGCCGAAGCGGAGGAGACAGAUGAUCUUGGCAGAGCUGUACCAAAUCCAAAUUCAGCUGCACAGAAGGCGCUUCGACGUGCCGCACGCAUUGCCAGGAGACAACAGCGCCAGAAUGAUGAAGAAGCCGAAGAAGGGUAUUCAACGGACUCAGAGCUUUCGCCCUCAGAUGAACAAGCGUAUUCCACUGCCGUAGAGUUUCUGGCCACGAAGACAAAGGAGGUUCUAUCUGAUGUUCGGGCCCCAGAGUUCCGCGAUCCUGGCAAAGGCAGGUGGAGUGCGUGGCGAGAACAAUAUACAGAUAGUUAUGUCAACGCAUAUGGUGGGCUUGGGGUUGUCAGCGUGUGGGAAUUUUGGGCGAGGUUGGAGUGUGUAGGGUGGAAUUGCGUAGAGGAGCCCCGAAGCUUGGAUGCUUUCACUUGGUAUAAGGGCUUGUACGAAUAUUCACGUCCAAAUAAUAAUGAAGGCGGCGAACCAGAACUGGGACCAGACGGUGACCUGGUGGCAUCGAUGAUUACAACAGCUAUUUUACCUAGAAUGUGCAAGCUCUUGGAAGGUGGUGCCUUGGACGUCUAUUCAGCCGGAGACAUCAGGCGAAUGGUCAAUAUAACCGAAGAGGUUGAGGCUAGCAUCGGACCAGGGAAUACUAAGGUUCACAUGCUCUUCAAAACGAUGUUGACUCUGUUUGAUAACGCCAUCACUGAGACUGAGGCUCUUGUUUCGAAAUAUAGGUCCUUGGAUCAGACCGCGAUGCCCUUCAACCCAGAUUCGAUACCGGCUCGAAGAAGGUUCCUUGUGAGACGAAUUAAACUUCUACAGAAUCUCUCGCGGUGGAGAAAGUUUACUGGUGAACGAUAUGGGAUUGGACAGUCUAUUACAAGGCUCGUUGAUCGCACGCUGCUACCUGUUGCAGAAGGAGGUUGGGAUGUCGGUGGAGAAGAACUCAUGCGCAAGGUGUCCAAACUGUUGCCGGAUGAACUUUCGGGAAACAUUAAGAAUCGCUUGAGAUAAGUGUUCAAGUGUAUUUUGUAUAUUCAUAUUUGUAAAAUGGUCAAGCUGGGUUUAACUACGAAGUUCGAUGGCUGGUAGAUUCGAGGAUAUUCUUAUUCCGCGAGAUGACGAUGCCAUGGCUCAUGGUCAUUCUACAUUGUCAUCUCCAGAAUACCUCGAUACAUU